Heterobilharzia americana is the source of this 5196-nucleotide messenger RNA. Lineage: Eukaryota; Metazoa; Platyhelminthes; Trematoda; Strigeidida; Schistosomatidae. The record is from the annotation of a GenBank genome assembly.
AUGGACCAACUUAUCGACUCCAGCUUGUUAGAUUUACCGUGUCUUCGAAUCCUCGAAGUGCAAUGUAUGAAGAUGAAAAAAGCCACUAUUUCCUUGAGUCCGGUUGCGAGAAUGCAUAUUGUCAAGUAUACGAUAGAAAUAAUCAAGAAUCUUUGCAAUCCUACUAUACCCAACCGUAUUGCUGAUAUCAUAGAACGAAUAGAUUACUGUUUUCCUUCAAAAAUUAGACCUUCCUGUCAUUUUCUCAGUGAAAUUCAGUCGAAUGUCGAGAAAGGGAAGAGAAAAACAUUGUAUAUUUCUUCUGAUAAAGUUUUUUCCUCCUUCAAGUCAGCAUUCUCACAUGUGGAACCGGCUGUAUCGUUAUUCCUCGCACACCUAAUGGAGCAUAUUAUAGGCCAGAUUCUUCAGUGGACCGUACAUUAUGAGUCGAAAAUUCAUUCUGGAUACAUUGAAGGGACGGAUAUAGAGCAUAUCUUCAGUUUGUUUGGGACUCCAAAACAGUCAAAAUCACCAGUUUAUUAUUCCCUUCCAUUUGUGUUUCGAAAGUCUACAGAUUAUAAGAGUCAUGCGAAAGAGAUUCAGUACUUGUUGCGAUCUAGUGUCCAACAUCUUGGGAUUGUUGUACGGAUUUUUAGUGACUCACUUUCAGAAGAGCUAUCUCAAAUUCGAACCGCUACAGAAUCUUUCCUAUGCAAAUACGAAAAUGAACUGCACACUCAUUCGGCAGCUCAGUACUUAUUAGAAUCAGUCAAAUCUGCCCAGCUGGUUUUUGAUCGAGCUUCAGAGUUGUAUAGUCACGUAACCCUUCUAAGUGAAUGUGUUGACGAUACUCAAGAAGAUCAAACGCGUCUUCUUGGAUCAUGUUUGAUAGAAAGUGCAGAGGAUGAAACAUUUUACACCUUUGCUCACUAUUCAAGUGCACUUUUCAGUAGUGAUUGUCGGGAAUGGAUAAAUUCUUUGGCUCAGAUACCUCAUAUCAUGCGAACACUUGCAAACGAAUUUCAAAAGAUUUUGCAUAUCACACUGGCCAAUGCAUCUAGUCGUCGAUAUGCUGAAAUACAAUCACGUUUUUCUGAUCCACAUUCAUGUCAGUUAUGUGCUACUGGUUUUAAUUGUGACACUAGGAACUUGACGUCUCCAGGACAAUCUUCAGGAUUUUAUUGUGUAUCACCUCAGCAUUGUGACAGCCCACAGUUGUAUUGGUUAAAUGGUGUUUCAGAUCAUACUGUUUGUAGUUUUGCGAAUGGGAGCAUUAUCACUACCUGUUCAUCUGAUAAUAUCACCAAUCUAUCUGUACCUUUUUGUUCGGUUUCUAUGAACCAGGAGUUAACUAAUUCACCAUAUUUUACAUCGUUUUCAAAUCGACGUCAGCCAAAACCGAAUAUUAAUCAUUCCUUGGACAGUAGUACAAAGGACAACUCAAGUCGAAGAUCAGUUAGCAGUUCCCCGUCACGCCUACUAUCAUCUCAAAAAUCUAUGUCUGUUUCCUUAAAUACGAAUACUAGUGAUUGUCAGAUAACCGAACUUCUUUUUCGUACUCGUGAUGACGACUAUUCAUCCUCUUCUUCCUCAUCUCCUUCAUGCUUGUCUUCAAUGAACAUGGAAAGUUUUGAAUUGACUACAGUUUCGCCGUCUUGUAGUCAUAUGGUUAUUGCUUUCCGGUAUCUUCUACCUCAACUGUUACUUCUGCCUAAUUUUCAGUUGCUUCUGUUGGUUGAUCAUAUACAGGCUCUCCUUUCUCUUGCUACUGAAGAAAGUGAACAUGUAAUGUUGAAAGAUGUAAUGUCAAUAUUAUCAAAAACUCGAUCUUCUGUAUCAAACUCUUUAUUUAAUCAAGAUUGGGUAAAGUUGAUUAGUUCAAGAUUAGCUUUUUUCAUGAAGACACCAGUAUCCACUGAUCUUUAUCCUACUGAAGGGAAAAACAAAUUAGAAGAAUUAAUAUCAUCAGUUCGUCGUACACAACAUCCUUCAGAACUUCCAAUUGUUUUAUCCGAGUUUCUUAUGGAUGGUCAUGUACAAAUAAGAACUGAUCAUAAUCGUUCAAAGAAAUGUGAACGAAUAGCCUAUCUAUUCAAUAAUUGGCUUAUUUUGUGUAAAAAACAAAAAAAAGUAUUCAGUAAUGUUGUGUCUACGCCUUCAUCUAAUACUAAUUAUGUGCUAAAAGUGAAAAAACGUAUCUGUUUAGAACAAUUUCAUCUUAUAGAUUUAGCAUCAGAACUUGGUGAUAACAAUGAUGUUCUCUUUUUAUUUGAUUUGGAAUUCUGGGAGACACCAAAGUUAUCUUCAACUAUUUCUUCCAGUUUACAACAUAAUACAGAUAAUCGAAUAUUAUACUCUAAUUCUACUACAUCACAGAUUGGAUUACAAUCAAUUUCUUCUAGUCAAAUAAAUAAGAAUCAAUUCCAUUUUGGUAGUGUAUCAUCUGUUUCUACGCUAACUAGUACUAAUACAUUGGUUGAUAAUUCGCUUAACUACUCUCAAAUGAAUUCAAUUAAUGAAGGUGAUAAGUUAUUAAUUCUUCCUACAGCAGGAGAUAUUGCUGUAGCUUCAAAUAAUACCCUUAUAGGGAAUAUAUCAUCGUAUCCAAAACAACGUUUCACUUUUAUCUUUUCUAAUAAACAAGAUAAAGCUAAUUGGUUAUCAUCUUUAGUGUAUCUUCAUUUAUCAAGAUUGUUUAAACGCUAUCUCACAUCGAUUCCACGUCAAGACCUUCCACUCAUUCUACCAUCUCCUUCGGUGUAUCGAUAUUCUACUCCAGAUUCACCAUUUAAUAUUCUUCUUGAACCUCCACAAACUGAUGGCAGUGCAGGAAUUCCUAUUAUUCGAGCUGCAACAAUGUUGAAACUCAUUGAACGAAUGACUUAUCAUGAAUAUUUUGACAGUAAAACUCUCAAUACAUUUCUUUUGACGUAUAGACGGUAUACUACAGCAUUGGAGUUAUUGGAUUUAUUGAUAGAACGAUUUAAUGUACCAGAUCCUGAUUUUACACAAGCUGUUGAAAAAACCUUUAAUUCAAUUGGAGAACAUGACAGUUUAAUUACUUGUGCAUUGCGUUUAGAACAACGUUUCCGUUCAUUAUACAAACGGCGUGUUCAAUAUAGGGUUUUAAAUUUCAUCAUCAAGUGGGUGAAAAAUUCCUCUUACUAUAAACUGGACAUACUACCUAAUGCUGUACUACGCAGUAAAUUAUGGAGCUUUUUAGAUACAGUUGAUGCUCGCAAUUUAUCCGAUAAUGUGAUGAAUAUUCGUAAAUCACUUCUUGGUGAUAGGAUAAGAUUUAUUCCAACAAUUGGACAUCCUCCACCUGAACCACUUGAUCUUGGCAUAGUUGGAUCACCAGAUGAUGUCAAGUUAACUACAGUUCAUCCUCUUGAAUUUGCACGUCAGGUGACUUUAUAUGAAUGGGAAUUGUAUUCUCGUAUUGAAUUUUGGGAAGUUACUGGUAAAGAGAAAAUGAGAUCGCCUAAUUUCGAAGCAUCUCUUCAAUUUUCGAAUAAAUUUAAAUGGUGGUUGGUUAGUUCAAUCAUGUCAGCUGAUCAUUUAGAGGAUAGAGUAGUCAUUAUGCAACGUGUAGCUGAUCUACUAAUAUAUUUUGAAAAUUUAAACAAUUUACAAGGUGUUCAAGAGGCGAAAGCUGCUCUUAUGAGUUCACCUGUAUAUCGUCUCAAUGAGACAUUCGAGGCUCUAAUCACCAAAUCGAAGCAUCAUUAUCGUAAUUUGUUUGAAUGUCUACGCCAAUCAGUUGAAGAGGAUAAUGGAAGUGUUUAUUUCGCUGAUUAUCAAGAGAAAUUACAUCGAAUACAUCCACCUGGUCUACCUUUCAUUGCAGUUGGAGAUAAGACUCAAUUGAUACACUUAGAAUUGAAGCAUUCAGAUUGGGUUGAUUCUUCUGGAUUACCUCUAUCGAAUGUUUCAAGUGUACAUAAUACUAAUAAUAGGGAUUCCUUGAUUAAUUUUUGGAAAUGUCGUCAAAUGGCUGAACUUGUUGAAUAUUAUUUAUCAUUUCAACAGACACCAUACAACUUUAGCGUAAAUAAGCCUAUUCGACAAUUUUUAGAGACACUUGAUCCUUUGAAAUUCUGGAGUGUUGAAAGUGAAGAUGCAUUUGAUGAUAUAAUGUAUGAAAAAUCUUUAAAAAUUCAACCGAAACUUGCCAACUCACUUUCAACGGUAUCUCGAGAGCAGCGUAGUUUAACAUAUGUUGAAUUGAAAAUUGCGGCUGCAUUAAAUCUUGUCCAACCAGAUCAUAAACUUACUACUGAUUCUCGAGAGUUUCGUAAUCUUAUUCAAAUGAUUUCUACCGCUACAAACUGUUCAUCCUCUUUAAUGUCAACAAAUGAUCAUCAGUUAUCUAAGAUCCCUACUGAUAGAUCUGAUAGAAAUUCGAUGCAAUCAAAUGACAAGUUGAAUACACCUGUUUCUACCACAGUCAAUGAAUCUGUUUCACUUGAUGGUGAUGGAAAGUCAUCUUCGUUCUCUGAUAUUGACAAAACUGUCAAUAGCUUAAAAAAAUCUUCCGUUGUUGAUCAUGUUGCUGAGACAACUGUGCACACCACUUUAUCUACUGACAGUGAUAGAUCUGUAAUCACAUCAAUCAAGUUAUCAAAUGUCACUACACCUACAAAAAUUGAUGAUGAUGAUGAUAUAUAUACUGUGAAUUCUUCACCACCUCCUUUACCACCUCGAAUAGGUCAGUCGUUUCGUGAGACAUCUUCGUCGCAGAUGCUUCUUCAUAACUCAUGUAGUUUGAAAUUAGCGCAUAACAAAGAUAUUUUAGAAUGCGAAAAUUUACCAGCUAACAAUAAUGAAAACCCUCCUGUAAGACCGUUACGCCGAAGUUUAAUGUCUAUAUCUCCUCCUAUAUGUUGUUCAGUAACUGAAGAAAAUUGUUUUUGGUUAAACUCAAUCAUCAAUGAAGUUUCAAAUUGCACAGAGAAAUGUAAAAGUGAAGCUGUUGAUAAUGGCAUGUCGAAUUCUCCGCCUCCAUUACCUCCUCGUAUUCGCUUCUAUGGGUCACAUUGUUUAUCUGGACGAACUGGAGAAAACAUGAAAGCUGAGAAUAAUGACAUUUAUAUUGAUUCACCAUGUACAAAUUCGUGGUCAGGAAAUCUCUUGUCAUCAAACAAUGUGCCGAAUACGAAUCGUUCAUCACCUCCUCCACUACCUCCUAAAAAGUCAACUACUCUUAAGAAUUAA